Messenger RNA from Lycium ferocissimum, 2021 nucleotides. RefSeq names its product pentatricopeptide repeat-containing protein At2g38420, mitochondrial. NCBI's taxonomy places the organism in Eukaryota, Viridiplantae, Streptophyta, Magnoliopsida, Solanales, Solanaceae. The transcript has a single exon. The record is from RefSeq and is a predicted model, not a curated record. Gene Ontology annotation, molecular function: protein binding. The coding region runs from base 60 to 1595 and encodes 511 amino acids.
CCAUUUUUAUCAUUUUCUCUCUACAAUAACAUAGUACUCCUCCAUUACUUCUAAACUUGAUGUCAACAUUCAGUCUGUUGAAGAAAAAAAUGUCACUGUUUAGACAAUCCAUACGAGGCAUAACAUUUAUCCAACACUUUUCUUCACAUUCAUCAAAUGUGAACAAUUAUUAUCUUCGUCAAAAAAGAAAAUGGCCACAUUCACCUUACAAAACCAAAUAUCAAGAUCGAGAAACCUUCACUCAUCAAUUAGCCAUGCAAAAAUUAAUACAAUCAACAAAAAACAUAUCCCCUAAGACUAAUCUUUUAGCAAUUCUUAUUGACUCUUUUUCUUCAUAUAAAUGCAACCCAACUCCGAAUGCAUACUUUUUUAUCCUCAAAACACUUACCAAGAACCCCACCACAUGGGAUCAAAUCCCUCAUAUUCUUGAUCAUAUUCAUAAAGUUGAAAACUUUAACGCACCUGAAUAUAUAUUCACUUAUUUAAUUAAGUUUUAUGGGGUUUCUAACAAGACCAAUUUGGCAUUUGAGUUGUUUUUUACUAUGCCAUGUUUUAGAUGUAACCCAAGUGUGAAAUCUUUAAAUGUUUUGGUUUGGGUUAUUUUUAAAAACAAUUAUGAUUUGAGAUUUGUGCUGUUAGUUUUGGUUAAGUGUCAGUUAAUGAACGUUUGGGUUGAAGAAUCAACAUUCAAGAUUUUGAUUAAGGAACUUUGUAGGAUUGGAAAGGUGAAAAAUUGUGUUGAUUUAUUGAAUUUAAUGGUGGAUAGUGGGUUAAAUCUUGAUGAAAGUAUUUGUUCUUUGAUUUUAUGCACAAUGAGUGGACUAAAAGUGUGUGAUGGGAUUGAUAUUUGGGGUGUUUUGGAAGAAAUGAGGAAGUUAGGGUAUAUUCCAAAAAGGGUUGAUUUAUGUAAUGUGAUUAGAUUCUAUGUGAAAAAUGGAAAAGGGGUUGAUGGUUUAUUGGUGUUAAAUAAGAUGAAAAUGAGUGGAAUAAUGGUGCCUGAUAUUGUAUGUUAUAAUUUGGUUUUGAAUGGACUGAUUCUUGAAGGGGAGUGGAAUUAUGCAGAUGAAGUGUUUGAUGAAUUGCUUGUGUCAGGUUUGGUACCUGAUAUUGUUACUUAUAAUGUGUAUAUUAAUGGUUUGUGUAAGCAGAAUAAAGUUGAUGAGGCAUUAAGAAUGAUUGGUUGUAUGGAGGAUUUGGGUUGUAAACCUGAAACGAACACUUAUUACACAAUACUCGAGGCUCUGUGUAGGAGUAAUGAGAUGUUAUCGUCUGCUAAAGAAUUUUUCGGGCAAAUAAAAUUAAAGGGUUUGCAACUCAAUGCACCUAUGUAUGGGAUUAUGAUUAACUGCAUGAUUAGAAAUGGUGAAGUUGACGAAGCGUAUAAUAUGCUACAGGAGAUGGUUGGCAUGGGGUUUGUUCCUCAGUCAGUUACAUUUGAUGGAUUAAUUUAUUGUUUGUGCGAAAGGGGUUUGUUAUCUGAGGUUAUGGAAUUGCUAAGCAUAAUGGUCGCCAAGAACGUUGUACCUGGAAUUGGAUCAUGGGAAGCAUUAGUUCAAGCAUUAUCUAAUUCUGCAAAAGAGGAUUCCUCAAAGUGAGGAACAAAGAAAUCUAAAAGUAGAAGUAGAAGUUGCUUCCGAAACGAAAGGGACCAACGAUUUUUUCGUGUUGUCAAAGAUUUGAAUAAAGAAAAUAGAUUGCCUAAUUGAAUUGAUUAGAUCGUGUAGGAAUGAUUGGACACAGGUUGGUUGCUUAAGAAUCGCCGUUGACUUGGAAAAAAAGUUGAAAGUUCUGCAAGACCAUUAUAUUGUUUGUACUUGCAUUGCUGCAUCCCACCAUGAAAUGGUAUGCAACUAUGCAUGAUGGAGGAGAAGGCAUGCCGUGACUGUAAUUUUAUGUAACAUAUACGUUGUACUAAAAGAUGAAGUUGCUCAUGGUCUAGCAACCUUGUCCAACUUCAAUCCCCUGAAAUAUUUCUAUGUAUAUAUUUUCAGAAUUUUCCCCACAUGAUACAGUUCUAGUUU